AUGUUCAACAUCUCGAAUCUGGUGCAGAAGGCCCAACAGUACAUUGAACCUACGCUCAGCACCAUCGCCUCUCCCACGUCGACGGACCGACGGCCCUCCAAGGCCACCCUCUUCCGCUACCAGUUUCGCCUUCCCGACUCCCAGAACCCGCUCCAGGAGAUCACCGCCGAGCUCACGCUGCAACCCCACCAUUCCACGAGGGGCACCGGCGACGUCACAGCCGACAAGGACCGCGGCCAGGGCAGCCACUAUGUCGGCAAGCUACACCUCAGCGAGCAGUAUCUCUGCUUCUCGACCCAGGGCUCCAGCUUCCUCACCACGGCGAGCCUGAGCUCCUCGAGCAGCUUCACGGGCCAGACCCAUGGCGCGGGGCCGGCGGGCAAUGGUUUCACGCUACCGCUGUGCGCCAUACGGCGGGUAGAACGCCUGCACAGCCAGAGCUACAUGUUCGCGCUGGCAAUCACAACAUGGAACGGCACACCCGACACGAAGCUGCAGGCGCCUGCUGGCCAAAAGCUCACCAUCCAGCUGGCAGGCUCGCGGCAGGCAUGCGAGCGCUUCUGCGAUGGCCUCAAGAAGGGCUUGAGGGAGGGUGUCAAGGAGGUGGACAAUCUGCGCAAGGUCGUGGCCCAGUGCUACUCGGAAUAUCUGCUUACCGAAGCCGACGAGAAGAAGCCGGGGCAAGACGGCAAGCCCGCCCGGGAGCAUCCAGAUACUGGGCUGGGCAUGAUCUUCAGGUACCCCGGCAACGCGAGGAAGCUCAGAGAUGCGACAAAAAUACGCUUAUGGCGCGAAUACCUGAAAGGCAACGCAACUCUGAUCCGACAGCCUACCUUCCACAAACUGAUCCGCGUCGGUCUGCCCAAUCGAUUACGAGGUGAAAUGUGGGAGCUUACAUCGGGAGCCUUCUUUUUGCGCCUGCACAAUCCGAACCUCUACACCGAGACACUACAAAAGCACUCUGGACGCGAGUCGCUGGCCAUAGACGAGAUCGAGAAGGACCUUAACAGGAGUUUGCCGGAAUACCCCGGCUUCCAGAGCGAAGAGGGUAUCGGUAGGCUCCGGAGAGUGUUGACGGCGUACAGCUGGACAAACGAAGAGGUCGGCUACUGCCAGGCGAUGAACAUUGUAGUCGCAGCAUUGUUGAUAUACAUGUCCGAGUCGCAGGCCUUUUUUCUUCUUUCUGUGCUGUGUGAUCGCCUUGUUCCAGGCUACUACUCGCAAACCAUGUACGGCACCCUACUGGACCAAAAGGUCUUCGAAUCCCUUGUCGAGAAGACUAUGCCCAUACUAUGGGACCAUCUCGUCAAGUCCGACGUACAGCUGUCUGUUGUUUCUCUGCCGUGGUUCCUUUCCCUUUAUAUCAACUCUAUGCCCCUGAUUUUUGCUUUUCGUGUUCUAGAUGUCUUCUUCCUUGAAGGCCCAAAGGUUCUUUUCCAAAUUGGCCUGGCUAUCCUCCGCAUCAACGGAGAAGACUUGUUGGACGCCGCCGACGACGGCUCCUUCAUCUCCGUCCUCAAGUCUUACUUCUCGCGCCUUGACGAGUCGGCACAUCCAAAGUCGGAUAACCCAAAACUACGUGCCGUCACCCGAUUCCAGGAACUCAUGGUAGUAGCAUUCAAGGAGUUUGCGGGCAUCACGCAAAACACCAUCUCAGAGCAGCGCGCCAAGCACAAAGACGCCGUGUUGGAGAACAUUGAGAAUUUCGCCAAGCGCACUUCGAUAAGAAAUCUUGGUCCAGAUAGCAAGAAGCUGAGCGUGAACGACUUGGGGUUCUUGUACGAUAAGUUCUAUGCCGUGCUGUACGAGCGACAACAAAGAGCCGAGAUUAUGCAGCAGGAAGCUGAGCGCAAAGCAAAAGCUAGCAGAAUGAAGGCAACUGAAGUCGUCCAAGGUGUUUCUGGCAAUGCUGAAAAGGGUCGCGUGGCCCUCGGGCCCAGUCCUACACAGAUGGACUAUGAUGCGUUUAGGGAGUUUCUCGCUAGCAUUUCCAAAUGGGCCAUCACGGACUCACCGCGCUCUCCACCAGAGACAAAUAAUCUAUCUGCCCAUUCGUACUUUGGCAACAGCAUGAGAAAACGACCCCCCAUGUCGCCAUGGGGCUCGGGGCCUGAGCCAGCAGACCAUGAAUUCAUGCGUCGCUUGUUUCGUCGUUGGGAUGUUGAUAUGACAGACUCACUCUCAUUGCAGAAUGUCGUCAGCGGCUUUGCGGCCGUCAAAGGGACCAAAGACAUCAUGUCCAACAUUGCAUACUUCUUCGAGCUUUACGACGAUGACGGUGACGGAAAGGUGGAUCGCGAGGGCAUUCUGAGAAUCUCGGAAGCUCUCUUGUUCUUAUCACGCCGAGGUGUCUACGACGCCAGUCCUGCUGCUUCAUCGUUAGAUGUAAGUACUCCGGCCAACUCAGAGCGUAGCAGCCGCGAUGAGCAGUUCCUGAGCAGCGUGUCUGCCUUUAUCCGCAACUGCUUCGAAUACGCCGACCCCGAUCACCCCUCGAACAAUGCGGGCCGAGACGUAGAGGAAGUCAAGGAAGAGAUGGACAACUUUGCCAUUGGUGACGAUGAAGAUGAUCUGAUCGACUUUGGUUCCGAGCCAGGCACACCCAAAGUUAAAUCUGACAAGGCCGAACAGUCAGAUCAAAAUCCAUUGUCACCAACGCCUUCGAAUCUUACCACCGAGUCGGAGCUUGCCGGUCGUAAUGAGAAGGCAAAGUCGGCAAACUUGGCGCUAGACCCCAACAAGCCCCUUCACAUUACCCUUCCCACUUUCCGCAUGGUCAUUCUUGCGGAUGAAGCUUUACUAAAUUUCUUUGAAGUUGGCUUCUCGUCAUCGUUCCGCCUCGCCGACGAAACCCUUCCUUCAGCUUCUAGCAUCAAUAACCUCACAACCUUUGCUAAUGCUGGAAGGCAUGGUAGCACUUCAGGUGGUUUGGGUGGUGUUGUUGGUGGUGCUGGCGUAGGUGUGGUGCCACCUGGUAAAGGACUCCGAGGCAUGCUCGACAACAUUGUCAAUGAUGGAAUGCGUGUUGCGUCCGAAGUCAGGAGGAGAUAUGACGAAGCACAAAAGGAGCUGGACAAGGAAGCACGACAUGGGAAAGAAGACGAAGAAGAGGAAGAAGAUGCGGACGCAAAGGAUCUUGAUCUGCUCGAUGGUGCGGAGACAGCGGAUGUGGGUGCAUCAAAGGGCGAGGCUCAGCCAGACCUACUAUCGCCAACCACUGCAGAAGACGGCAUGAAGACGACGAGGAAUCGCUCUGCGAGCGAUGCUAGUAGGAAGCCCCAAUUGCUCGAGCAGACUGUUCCCCAACACUUUGCGGGUGUUGUGAAUCAGUUUGGUGACCGUGAUGCGGUGAUUUCGCACCAUCAGCGCAUACGAUUGACGUAUGAUGCUCUGGAUCGUGACUCGAACAGGCUUGCAAGAGGGCUGCAGAAGCUGGGUGUGAAGAAGAAUGACAGGGUUGCUGUGAGCCUGGGCAAUAAUGCUGAGUUUGCUACUGUACCGCUCAAUCCCUCCUUCAACGCGCCACAGGUUUUAAACGCCAUCAAUCACCUAGACACCGCUCAUCUUAUAAUCGGGGCCGAGACAAACCUUCCCCGCAAAGAUCCACGUCCCAACAUUUCAUUACUCACUCACUUGAUACCCAAUCUCGCUAGCUCGAAACUCGAAUCCGAACUCGUUCCGUCGCUGAAGAAUGUCAUCGUGGUGGACAAUGCCCAGGGAAGGAUAAAUCUGGAUGAGUACAAGAGCUUGGGAAGAUAUCAAAAUGUGCUAGAAGAUGGUGGCCAGGGCAUAGCACUGCCUGAUCAAGGGCUGGAUCCUCAUGACAUUGUGAAUAUCCAAUUUACGUCGGGUACGACGAGCAUGCCAAAAGCUGCGUGUUUGAGCCAUAGGAGCAUUCUCAACAAUGGCAAUAGCAUUGGCGACAGGAUGCUACUCACCGAGAAAGAUGUCAUCUGCUGUCCACCUCCGCUAUUUCACUGCUUUGGAUGUAUUCUUGGAUACAUGGCUUCCGCCACGCACGGCAGCGCUAUUGUCUUUCCAACCGAGGCAUUCAAUCCCGUUGUCACUCUAGAAGCCGUCCGUGAACACAAGUGCACGGCUCUCUACGGUGUUCCUACCAUGUUCGUGGCGGAGCUCGAACUCUUAGCCAGCGGCGCCGUACCCCACGAAGGCUUUCAGCACCUGCGCACAGGCAUUGCAGCUGGAUCUUCCAUUCCUGCCGAGCUCAUGCGCAAACUCCACAAGAAUUUGAAUCUGACGGAGCUGACCAUUUGCUAUGGAAUGACGGAAACAAGCCCUGUUUCCGCCAUGACAACUACCGACGAUCCUAUUGAAAAGCGCAUCAACACUGUAGGGCGCCUCCUACCACACGUCAGCGCCAAGAUCGUCCACCCUGCGGAUUGGUCAAAGACCCUUGACGUAGGCCAACGUGGUGAAUUAGCUGUCUCGGGCUACCUCCUCAUGAAAAGUUAUUGGGGCGACACAGCACGCACUCAAGAGGUCCUCCAGCCGGAUGAGAAUGGAGUCAUGUGGAUGCACACUGGCGAUGAAGCGUCCAUGGAUGAAGAGGGCUACGUCAAAAUCACUGGAAGGAUCAAGGAUCUCAUCAUCAAGGGUGGAGAGAACAUCCACCCCUUGGAGGUUGAAAACUGUCUUUUUGCACAUCCAGCGAUUAGUGAAGUUAGUGUGGUCGGGCUACCGGAUGAGCGAUAUGGGGAAGUCGUUGCUGCAUUCAUUGUGCCGCAUGCUGGCGACGACGGAAAGGUUACAGUAGAAGAAGUAAAGACAUGGGUCAGGCAGAAACUAAGCCACCAUCUGGUACCAAAAUACAUCUUCUGGGUAGACACCUACCCAAAAACAGCGAGCGGCAAAAUUCAAAAGUUCAAGCUCAAGGAACUAGGAAUCGCAUUACUUCAAGAAGGCAAGGGGUUGGAUUAA
Messenger RNA from Exserohilum turcica Et28A, 4938 nucleotides. RefSeq lists its product as uncharacterized. Gene Ontology annotation, molecular function: medium-chain fatty acid-CoA ligase activity. Gene Ontology annotation, biological process: fatty acid metabolic process. The record is from RefSeq and is a predicted model, not a curated record. The coding region runs from base 1 to 4938 and encodes 1645 amino acids. The transcript is spliced from 9 exons. Lineage: Eukaryota; Fungi; Ascomycota; Dothideomycetes; Pleosporales; Pleosporaceae.